Molecule: messenger RNA, 6783 nt
Organism: Acytostelium subglobosum LB1
Lineage: Eukaryota; Evosea; Eumycetozoa; Acytosteliales; Acytosteliaceae
Exons: 3
Coding region: 1-6783 (2260 amino acids)
Cellular component (GO): Swr1 complex
Molecular function (GO): ATP hydrolysis activity; ATP binding; histone binding
Source: RefSeq, a predicted model, not a curated record
AUGGUAACGACAAAGAAGACAACCAGGAAGGAGGUGGUGCCGACUGAGCAACAGGCAGCGACGGCGGCAAUUGACACGGAUGGCGACCCUUCGCCCUCACUGCCUUCGAUGCCCACGCUGCCGCGCACCAGCAAGCGCGCCUCCACCACAAAGAAGAGAAAGUACGUUUCCAAGUCGGCUGCCGCCGCCUCGGCACCCUCUGCGCAGACGCAACAAAAGCUGGACGAGAUGUCGACCGAGCUCGACGAGCUGGUCGUGCGACGCCAAUCUAUGAUCUACGAGCUCAUGUUCCUGGAGCGCGACGAAUCAUCCAGUAGCAAUCUUCUCGACUUUGACGUCAACAAUCCAAUGUUUGACGUCAGCAACUUUCAAGCCUACUGCCAAGAGAACCAAUGGCCGAUCAAUCACAAGGUACUGGACAUUCAACAACAACAUCAACUACUACAACAGAGUGCUGCGGCUGUAGCAUCGGCAACAUCAACAACACAGACACAAUCAUCGACUCAACCACGACCGAGAGGACGUCCCAGAUCGACGCCCGAGACGACACCAACCAAGUCCAAUAACGCGGCUGUUUCAUCAUCGGCCGACACAUCAGUCUCCGUGAUGGACACGGACAUCGUUGUGCCACAGCAGCCCAUCAAGAAGUCGCGACUCGACGCAACUACAACGACGACAACAACAACAACAACAGCCGCAGCGACGUCAGCGGCGACCGAUCUCUCUGCCACGGUGGCAGCAGGUUCAUCGUUGAGUCUUCAGCAAGACUCAAUGCAAAUAGACAGCAACAACAACAACAAUGAUGUUGGCCAACAAGCGGUCAGCAACAGCAUGGCUCAACCAGCCUCGAAAUAUACACAACCUCCAUCAGUGCUCGCCAUUAUACCGCCAAUGACACAUGAGACGAUUGCCAGAGCGGCGGAGGACGCUCAGACACUGCGCAGGAUACACGAACUCCAGAGGGAGGGCACUUGGAGGAACAAGCAGCUGCAGAAGCUGCCAGAGCCCCCUCGCCCCAAGGUGCACUGGGACUAUCUCCUCGAGGAGAUGGCCGGUGUGGCCGAGGACUUUGCGCGCAGCCGACGACUCAAGACGCGUAUAACCAAGGCGCUCGUCAAAGACGUGACUAAGUAUCAUCAGGGCGUGCAGAGCGCUCAGGACCGCGUGGAGCGCGAGGAAGAACUGAGGCGGCGCAGGGUGUCUGCCGGCAUCGCACGCGAGAUCAAGCGAUUCUGGCAGCAGAUCGGCAAGCUGGCCGAGUACAAGGAGCGGCUGGUCUACGAGUCGUCGCAGAAGCAGGUACGCGAGAAACAGUUGGACGAUAUUGUAAAUAAGACCGAGCAGUACUCCAGUCUGAUGGCCGAGGGCUUGCGCGAGCGCUCCAAGCUGCAGACCAAGGAGGUGGCCCGCACCCACUACACGUUGAAGGACAUCCUCGAGGACCCCAGCAAGCUGGAUCGCAUUGCCAACCAGGACGACGACUCCGACACUGAAUAUGUCCCACCAUCCGAUCACGACGACGAUGAGAUGGACGACGACGAAUCAGACAUCAACGAGUCCGAGGAAGACUUGUCCAGCGAGGACCUGGACCAACUGACAAAGGAGAGCGAGAUGCCAUUGGAUGAGUUGCUGGCGGCGACCGUGCCAGAGGGCGAGGGCGAUGACGAUGCGAGCGACGACGAGCAGAUUGUCACCUCUUCAAAGAACAGAGUGAUGCAGCCGACUGGCUUCACGCUCAAGACCACCAAGGUCAAGACUAAGGUGCCCUACCUUAUCAAGUGCCACCUGCGAGAGUACCAACACAUUGGCCUCGAUUGGCUAUCCAGCCUCUACGAGAAGAACCUGAACGGUGUGCUGGCGGACGAGAUGGGUCUGGGCAAGACCGUGCAGACCAUCUCGCUGCUGGCCUACCUGGCACUGGAGAAGCAAAUCUGGGGCCCUCAUCUGAUCGUGGUGCCAUCAAGUGUGCUGUUCAACUGGGACAUGGAGUUCAAGCGCUGGUGCCCCGCAUUCAAGAUCCUCACAUAUCACGGCUCGCAGAAGGAGCGCAAGCAUCUGCGACGCGGCUGGCUCAAAGCCAAUACGUUCCACGUGUGCAUCACAUCGUACUCGACCAUCAUCACCGACCAGCUCAUGUUCCGCCGUCGCAAGUGGGUCUACAUGGUGCUGGACGAGGCGCACUCGAUCAAGAACUUCAAGUCACAACGCUGGCAGACGCUGCUCAACUUCAACGCCGAGCGUCGUCUGCUGCUCACUGGAACUCCCCUGCAGAAUAACCUCAUGGAGCUGUGGUCUCUGAUGCAUUUCCUUAUGCCCGACAUCUUUGCAUCGCAUCGCGAGUUCUCAGACUGGUUCGCCAACCCUAUGACGGGUGCCAUUGAGAGCGGCUCAGGCAUCAACGAGGAGCUGGUGCACCGUCUGCACUCUGUUCUGCGGCCAUUCCUGCUGCGUCGUCUAAAGAAGGACGUUGAGAAGCAGCUGCCGCAAAAGCACACCCACAUCGUGCCCUGCCACCUCAGCCGCCGCCAGCGUUACCUCUACGAGGAGUUCAUCAACGCCCAAGCAACACAGUCCACACUGACCAGCGGCAACUACUUCUCGAUCGUCAACAUCCUGAUGCAACUGCGCAAGGUCUGCAACCAUCCCGACCUGUUUGAGCCGCGUCCCAUCGUCUCGCCCUUUGACUCGGAUCAGAUCGUCUACGAGACCACGUCGUUGGUGAGCGACGCACUGGACAGCAGCCCCGCCCGACUAAUCAAUCUCGACCUGCUCAACCUGCGACUGCUCGACUACGAGACACAGCUCUGUCUGAUGGAUACCAACACAAUCAUCGAGUUGACGCCAUCGGACAACAGAGUGCGCGAGAUGCCACACUCUCUCUCGAUCAAGUUGCCUCUUGGCUCAUCAUUCCAGGGACUCCCCACUUCGUCCCAGUCCUCAUCCGGUCCUCAAUCAUGCCUGGAUAUCUUUAUUGCAGCACGUCAAGAGCAUUCGAAUGCGCGACAAAAGGAGUCAUUGGAUCGCGUGCUCCUGCUGCGCCGUCGUUCAUUCAACAAGCCAGUCUAUGGACGCGAUCUUGUGAGCACAGUUUCGAUCAGCCACCCUAUCAGGGACAUUCACCAGCUGGCCGACGACCCGCGACACUACCUCGACUACUCCAACACGAUCCUCUCAAUGAUCUUGACGCCCACCCAGCGCGAGCUGGUCAUGCGUCCGACCAUCGAGCAUUUCGUCUCGCUGAUCCCCAAGACUCGAGCACCACCCAUCCGUCUGGUGGUUGCCCACCCCAACCCAUCAAAGAUGCUGGCGCAGGCACGCUUCGAAGCGCGCGUCCUCUCCACAAUGGUCGACGCUGUGGACCCCCUUCGCGAGUCCUUCAAACGCCAGUCGCUCUACUUCCCCGACAAGCGACUGAUCCAGUACGACUGCGGCAAGAUGCAAGUGUUGGCCGAGCUGCUGCACAAGCUGCGUGCCAAAGGCCAUCGCGCGCUCAUCUUCACACAGUGGACCAAGAUGCUGGACGUGUUCGAGUCGUUCCUCAACCUGCACGCCUUCACCUAUCUUCGCCUUGACGGCGCGACCAAGGUCGAGAAGCGUCAGCUGCUGACCGAGCGCUUCAACCGCGACAACAAGAUCUUCCUGAUGAUCCUUUCGACAAGGAGUGGCGGCCUCGGCCUCAACCUGACCGGUGCCGACACGGUCAUCUUCUACGACACUGACUGGAACCCUUCGAUGGACGCGCAGGCACAGGACCGUUGCCAUCGCAUUGGACAGACACGCGAGGUUAACAUCUAUCGACUGGUCACCCAGCACACGAUCGAGGAGAACAUCCUGCGCAAGUCCAAUCAGAAGCGACAGCUGGACGACGUGGUCAUCCAAGGUGGCGAGUUCACCACCGACUUUUUCAAGAACCUCAACCUGAACGAGGUGCUCGGACUGAACAGCGCGUCCGCUGCCGCAUCAGUGAUCACCGCACCCACACUCAAGCUCACUCAACAGGAGUGGGAGAACGCAACGGAGAAGGUUGAGGACGACACCGACGUCUCUGCGCUCAAGAAUGCACAGAAGGAGCAAGCAUCCGAGUUCCAAGAGUUUGACGAAGAGUCUGCAGGCACGACGCCACCAUUCAUCUCACAACAAGGCAAUCCAAGCAUUGAAGAGGAGCUCAAGAUGCAGCAGGACCUUGUCGAGGACUAUCUCAACCCAAUUCAAAAGUUGGCGCUGAGAUAUCUCGAGAACUUGGCAGACUAUGUCACUGUUACAGGUGAACCACAAGCUGAAGAAGAAGAUGAUGAUGUGGAGAUGAAGGAAGAGGACGAUGACGAGCAGGUGCCACCAGAGAAGAUGGAUGAUGAGGUAGAUGACGACGACGAUGACGAUGAUGACGACGAUGACGACGACGAAGAGACAAACGAUCUAUUACAGAAUGGGAGUGGUAGUGCAAUGACAGGCAACAACAAUGGCACAGCAUCAUCAGCACCACACACCAAUGGGGACCCCAAUAGCCACCCUCCCGUUGGGAGGCUCACAAUGAUCGAUCGUAUGAGGUCAAACUCAACAGAGAAAGACGAUGUACAACCAGAACAAGAAGCUGAAAAGGACAUCCUUUUUUUUGAGUUGAGUGGAGUAAGUAGUGAAGAGUUUCAUUCCUCUCUGUUACUAUUUGGUGAGCUGUUGCAAACGGUUCCUGAGCCCGACCAGGAACAAUGGUACUUGGCACCGAUGCAAGAGCCAAUUCCCGAGAUCCUCUUUGAGCAGGUGCUCAAGGAUCAAGACGAAUACUACCACCAGCAUUACCACUAUUUAUAUCCACCAUCACCUCCGACCAUAUCAUUCGACUCGUUGGUCAAGCCCAGCCACACGAAGCUCAUGAGAGGAAACAUUAUCAAGCAGACGGCGCAGCAGUACAUCUACUCCAAGCACGUCACCAAGGAGAAGGAGAAAGAGAAGCGACUGCUGAUCAAGCAGAAGAAGGAGAAGGACAAGCGCGAGAAGAUGCGUCUGGAGGAGGAGCGCAAGGCCAGGGAGAAGAAGGAGCAGAGGAAGCAGCAGCGCGACAAGUCUGCCAGUCCCCAGCUCAAGGACUCGUCGUCCAAGCGCAAGAGGACCGGUGAGUCGGCCUCACACCCCAAGAAGGCCUUGAAGCCGGACGACAUUAUCGUCACAUCUGGCAGCCACACCGACGACCUGGAUGAGCUUGCCGAGAAUGUCGAAAUGAUGAUCCACAACAACCGAGACGAUGGAAGCGCAGACGACUCAAACAAUGCCGAGAGCGCGAGUGGUGGCAGCAACACCAAAAAGCACCGCCCGCCCUCCAAGCAGGGUGGACUCUUUGCUCCACGUACUGGCACCACGAGGAAGAAGACAACGAGCGAGCCAUCAAGCGACGAAGGCGGCUACCCCCUGGGCGCAUCGGCACAGAAUCCCAAUAUGAUGGCCCCACCACAGCCCGAGCUGAUCUUGGGGCCCCCAUGGUAUCCUCAGGAAGAUGCGAUCAUCCUCGAUGCUGUCAGAUCCUAUGGACAGAACUGGGACCUGGUCUCCUAUCUCUUGGAGCAAUCGGUGUUUGAGCAUGUUGUGCGUUACAAACGCUCACGUGUCCAGUGUGCCGAGCGAUACAAGGCACUGUUCCCCAAGGAGACUGGCGCGUCUGGUGGCGAGAAAAAGCCCUCAGAGUCCUCGUCCACACACGAAGGCCCCUUCCCCUAUUCACUGUUGGACAUGAUCAGGAAGUCUAUCUCAUCAAACAAGCUGAUUUGUCGACAGGGCACAGUAUCGCAGAUCGAGAACAAGGCGAUACACGUCUCACAUCAGACAACAUUGACGAUGGCAACCCCGAGGACAGCCAGCGAGAUUGCACUUGGAACAACGUCGAGGAUCAUCAAGGAGCGAAUUGCCGCGAAGCAACAGGCUCAGUUGGCCGCCAGCCAACUCCAGCGACCAAACAUACCCCAGCCAAAUCAACUCCAACCCCAACAGAAUGUGCAACAACAACAACAGCCACAUCUCCAGCAACAGAUGCCACAACAGCUACAACAACCAAUGGCACAGAUGCCUCCGCAGCAGCAGAUACCUCAACAACCCCAGCAAGUCCCACAACCUCAACCGAUCCAAACGAUAGGAGCUCAACACAUGAGCAUGAUCCCGCAGCAGGCACAUGGCGUCCCAAUUCAAGUGCCACCAAACAUGCAGAUAGGCAUGGCGCCUCAGAUGAUCCAGCACAUCAACCCACCUCAAAUGGCCAUUCCCAUUCCUCAGGUCAUGCCAGGUCAGCCUAGGAUGGUUGGUGUUCCGAUGGGUGUCGUUGGUCAAAAGACCAUGAUGACAUCCAGCGGCAACGUUCCAAUUCAAGUGCAGGCCUAUGCCAAUCAGAUGAUCGCCAGUCCACAGACGACCAUGUAUGUUCCCCAGCAACAGCAGCAACCUCAACAACCUUUGAUUGCCAAGCCUGCAGCCCCGCCCAACAUCAACAUCAAUGUGUCAUCCAACUCUAUGACACCAUCGAUUCAACCGCAGCAACCUGCGCAAGUGUACACCACUCCGAUACAAGCACCCGCUGAAACACCAGCACCUCCUCCCAAGCCAACGUCAAAGCGAUCCAAGAAGGAUCCGGCCGCGCCUAAGGCUCGACGAUCCAAGUCAGCUGCUACUGUGGCACCGCCAGUCGUCCCAGCAAACACUGGGAAUAGCAUGGUCAACCAACCAUCAAUCCAGGCUCAAAUCCAGUCACAGAUAUUGCAACAGCAGCAACUGCAGCAGCAACAGCAUCCACCGCCAAUGUAA